AUGCCGUUCAGCAACAGUCCCGGCGGCGCCGCUUGGACGACGCCUGCGUGGAACUGGAACCGGGGCCCGCUCGGGAAGGUAGACGGCUCCGGGGGCAGCGUGGAGGCGCCGUGGUCAGGGAGCAAAGCCAACGGAAGCAGAGAUCUCUACGGGCGGGACGAAGACCUGGCCAAGUUGGAGAUCGCCGUGCUGGCUCUGACCUUCGCCUUAGCUGUGCUGGGCAACGUUUUCGUGCUGUUAGCGCUGCACCACACGCCGCGCAAAAAGGUAUCCCGCAUGCAUCUUUUCAUCCGGCAUCUAAGCCUGGCCGACCUGGCGGUAGCUUUCUUUCAGAUCUUACCCCAACUUUGCUGGGAAGUCACGCACCGCUUCCAUGGGCCGGACGGGCUCUGCCGCGUGGUGAAACACCUUCAGGUCUUCGGCAUGUUCGCCUCGGCGUACAUGUUAGUGGUGAUGACGGCCGAUCGGUACAUCGCCGUGUGCCACCCGCUCAAGACGCUGCAGCAGCCGAGCAAGCGCUCGCGCUGCAUGAUCGCGGCCGCCUGGGCGCUCAGCUUCUUGCUCAGCGUGCCCCAGUACUUCAUCUUCUCCCUCAGCGAGGUGGAGAGCGACUCGCAGGUCUAUGACUGCUGGGCGCACUUCAUCAAGCCGUGGGGGGCUCGCGCCUACAUCACUUGGAUGACUGGCAGUAUCUUGGUGGUUCCCGUCCUCAUCCUGGCCACCUGCUACGGCUUCAUCUGUUACCACAUCUGGAGCAACGUCCGGGACAAGACGCGGCUGCAGAAGCGAGAAAGGGCUCCGCCACGCGAGGGCGCCCUGCGCAAGGGACUGCUCUUCACGCCUCAUGUCAGCAGCGUCAAAAGUAUCUCCCGCGCUAAGAUCCGCACCGUCAAAAUGACCUUCGUGAUCGUUUCGGCUUAUAUUGUGUGUUGGGCUCCUUUCUUCUCUGUACAGAUGCGUUCCGUCUGGGACGACCAUGCCUCCUGGCAGGAUUCAGAGGAUGUUGCAGUUACAGUGACCGCCCUUUUGGCCUGCUUGAACAGUUGCUGCAAUCCAUGGAUCUACAUGUUUUUCAGUGGGCACCUCCUUCAAGAUUUCAUGCAGAGUUUCUUGUGUUGUCGAAACAUUAAACAAAGAUUGAAUAAAGAAGAUACUGGGAGCAUUAGCAGGAGACAGACUUCUUUCACUAAUAACAUAAGUCCAACAAACAGUUUGGAUACAUGGAGAGAAUCAUCAAAUUUAUCAUGA
Messenger RNA from Protobothrops mucrosquamatus (brown spotted pit viper), 1248 nucleotides. RefSeq names its product arginine vasopressin receptor 1A (gene AVPR1A). Gene Ontology annotation, biological process: positive regulation of vasoconstriction; regulation of systemic arterial blood pressure by vasopressin; G protein-coupled receptor signaling pathway. Gene Ontology annotation, molecular function: vasopressin receptor activity; peptide binding. The record is from RefSeq and is a predicted model, not a curated record. The coding region runs from base 1 to 1248 and encodes 415 amino acids. The transcript has 2 exons. Gene Ontology annotation, cellular component: membrane. NCBI's taxonomy places the organism in Eukaryota, Metazoa, Chordata, Lepidosauria, Squamata, Viperidae.